CCGUGUGGGAGGGACCAAGGAAUGGGUCAGUGGCCGAGGGUGUAUAUAAGACCUCGCGCCCUGAUGGGUCCAUCACAGUCGUCUUGAAGCUCUCCUUACGCUGCCACUCUCUCGCUCAACAUGAAAGUUUUGUAUCUAGUGUUGGUGGUGGCCCUGGCCGCCCUGAUGGGGUCAGCCCGAGCUAUGCCUGACCCCUACGCCCUGGCUGGCCCUGACCCCUACGCUGAGGCUGACCCCGCUGCUGACCCACACUGGCGACGCCGCUUCGGCGGUUUCGGCGGAUUUGGCGGCUAUGGUGGCUAUGGUCGUGGCUUUGGAGGUUAUGGUGGUUAUGGAUUUUAUGGUUAAUCGUGGACUGCGCCUUUCGUCUUCCGCCUGGACCACGACCUCCCACAACACCGUGCCGCGGUAGCUGACAUUGGCAGAUCAGUCGUGACUGAGGGAACGCGGCCAACCAACACUAACCUUCACCAACACGCACCAUAACGGGGUCUUCAAACACGCCCUCAAUGGCUGUUGGAUCGUGGGCAUUAUAUAGUUUAUCAAUUAGCACAAUAAAAAUAAUCUCAA
This is a messenger RNA of Procambarus clarkii (red swamp crayfish), 570 nucleotides long. The record is from RefSeq and is a predicted model, not a curated record. Lineage: Eukaryota; Metazoa; Arthropoda; Malacostraca; Decapoda; Cambaridae.